ACCACACAACUAACUUUUUUCACUAGCCAUGGCUAGGACCAUCUUCUUCAUCCUCUCAAUUUUCAUCAUGAUCUCAUCACACUGGCCCACCAUCCUAGCCGUUGAUUUAAGGUACCCGGCCGUCUUCAACUUCGGCGACUCGAAUUCCGAUCCCGGCGGGCUUAUCGCGGGGCUUGGAGAGCAUCUGAACCCGCCGAACGGCGAGACCUACUUCCGCAGGCCGUCCGGGCGGUUCUGCGAUGGACGGCUGAUUAUCGAUUUCUUAAUGGAUGCAAUGGAUCUUCCAUUCCUCAAUGCAUAUUUGGAUUCCGUUGGUGCUCCGAGCUUCCAGAAAGGCUGUAAUUUUGCUGCUGCUGGGUCUACUAUUCUCCCAGCGACUGCAUCAUCCGUCAGCCCAUUUUCCUUUGGAAUUCAAGUGGACCAGUUCUUCCGAUUCAAAGCUCGAGUUCUUCAGUUGGCAGGCAAGAAAGUAGAUAAAUACAUUCCUCGAGAAGAUUAUUUCAAGCAAGGGCUAUACAUGUUCGAUAUAGGCCAGAACGAUCUAGCGGGUGCAUUUUAUUCCAAAACGGAGGACCAAGUACUCGCUUCUAUCCCAACCAUUUUGCAAGAAUUCGAAAUGGGAAUUUAUAAACUAUAUGACCAAGGUGCAAGGAAGUUUUGGAUUCACAACACUGGGCCCCUUGGGUGCUUACCUCAAAAUAUUGCCACUUUUGGGAAAGAUCCGUCAAAGCUCGACGAGAUCGGAUGUGUGAGCUCACACAAUCGUGCUUCCAAGCUGUUCAAUUUGCAGCUUCAUGCUCUCUGCACAAAACUGAAAGGCAAUUUUACAGAUGGAAACGUCACUUACAUCGACAUCUUCUCAAUAAAAUUCAACCUAAUCUCAAAUUUUUCUCGAUAUGGAUUUGAACAUCCAAUUACAGCUUGUUGUGGGUACGGAGGCCCGCCGCUGAAUUACGAUAGCCGGGUCGCUUGUGGUCAAUCAAAGAUCUUGAAUGGCAGCUCAGUAAAUACAACUGUCUGCGAUGAUACUACCGAAUAUAUAAGUUGGGAUGGAAUUCAUUACACGGAAGCCGCAAAUCUUUAUAUCUCUACGCAAAUACUCACUGGAAAAUAUUCGGACCCACCCUUCUCCAAUCAGAUGCCAUUUCUUCUCAGACUCAAGUUCUAAUGGGCCAGAUAUGCUUGUAACUGACAUUAAUUCUUCUGAUCAAAAAAGGGAUACUAAUAACUCUUUCUCAAUGGAUAGCUAUGAUUAUUUAUAAUGAAA
Messenger RNA from Magnolia sinica, 1267 nucleotides. Its product is annotated as GDSL esterase/lipase At1g54790-like. Gene Ontology annotation, molecular function: hydrolase activity, acting on ester bonds. The transcript is spliced from 5 exons. NCBI's taxonomy places the organism in Eukaryota, Viridiplantae, Streptophyta, Magnoliopsida, Magnoliales, Magnoliaceae. The coding region runs from base 29 to 1168 and encodes 379 amino acids. The record is from RefSeq and is a predicted model, not a curated record.